GCGAGUGGAGCCUGAUUUAAAAGCUGUCGCCUCUCAGUAUCUCUCAAACUUCGACCGCAAGCAAAAGACUUUCUUUGCUCCCGGGUCCCUGGAUGGGAACCGCUUAGUCCGGGCCGUUGUCAUUGUAAAGGAGCCACGGCCAUAGAUGAGCACGAUGCCUCUCUUAAGUAAUAAAGCAACUGUUUUCACGCUGUUUUCUGCCUGUACGGCCGGCUGCCACUAAGGAACUUGGAGCCUGGCUCCAUCAGUAAGGAGCUGCCGGCGGGACUGUCAUUGACGUGGAGGAGGGGGGCUUUCGUUCUGAGGGGAGGGGGCGGACUUGGUGGUGUUGCAUGUGCGUGUUUUUUAUUUUGGUUUCCCCCCCCACCUUCUCAGAGCAUCCCCACGUUUUCUCCCGCGAGGAAUGAUGAAUAAGCAAAUCCUGCCUGAUCGCAAGCUGGCAUCUGUUGCUCCCAUGAAGGAGUAUAACAGAAUGGACGCGAAGGACACGGAGUUGGUGCUGGUGAAGGAACACAAUGGGCUACAGCACACCAACACUGCCAUCAGCAGCAGCGCGCCCCCCUUCACAGCCGCUGAGCCAGACAGGGAGACCUGGGGCAAGAAGAUCGACUUCCUACUCUCAGUCAUCGGCUUUGCCGUGGACCUGGCGAAUGUGUGGAGGUUCCCUUUUCUCUGUUACAAGAACGGAGGCGGUGCGUUCCUUAUCCCCUACUUGUUUUUUCUGCUGAUCGCCGGGAUGCCUUUAUUUUACAUGGAGCUAGCACUGGGCCAGUACAACCGAGAGGGUGCAGCUACUGUCUGGAAAAUCUGCCCCAUCUUCAAAGGUGUGGGCUAUGCUGUGAUUCUUAUAGCCCUAUACGUUGGCUUCUACUAUAACGUCAUUAUAGCCUGGUCCCUGUACUAUCUCUUCUCUUCAUUUACAUCUGACCUUCCAUGGGUUCAUUGCAAUAAUCAUUGGAACAGUCGCAACUGUACUGACCCAAAGCUACUCAAUGCCUCAGUCCUGGGAAAUGGAAGCAAAUAUUCCAAAUAUAAAAUUACACCAGCUGCGGAGUAUUAUGAGCGUGGAGUUCUCCAUCUUCAUGAAAGUGCUGGAAUUCAUAACUUGGGAUUACCAAGAUGGCAACUUUCCCUUUGCUUGCUUGGCGUGGUGAUCAUUCUCUACUUCAGUCUCUGGAAAGGGGUAAAGACAUCAGGAAAGGUGGUAUGGAUCACAGCGACCAUGCCCUAUAUGGUGUUACUUGUAUUGCUAAUCCAUGGAAUCACAUUACCAGGUGCUUUGGAUGGAAUCAAGGCAUACCUCAGCAUUGACUUUGAGCGCCUGAAAGAAGCACAGGUCUGGAUCGAUGCAGCAACUCAGAUCUUUUAUUCCCUUGGUGCUGGAUUUGGAGUUAUAAUUGCAUUUUCCAGUUAUAACAAAUUUGAUAACAACUGCUAUCGAGAUGCUAUUCUUACCAGCUCCAUCAACUGUGUGACAAGCUUCUUCUCAGGAUUUGCAAUUUUCUCUGUGUUGGGCUAUAUGGCGUUCAAGCACGGAGUUGAUAUUUCAGAAGUGGCAACAGAUGGUCCAGGCUUAGUGUUUGUUAUUUAUCCUGAAGCAAUCUCCACUCUCCCAGGGUCAACAUUUUGGGCAAUUAUGUUCUUCAUAAUGCUGCUGACAUUGGGAAUUGACAGCUCAAUGGGUGGUAUGGAGGCUGUUGUCACUGGAAUUACAGAUGAUUUUAAGUCAUUGAAGAAUCACCGAAAGCUCUUCACAUUGGUAACAGCCGGUGGAACUUUCCUGGUUGCCCUCUUCUGCAUCACCAAUGGUGGAAUUUAUGUGCUGACGUUACUAGAUCAAUUUGCCGCAGGGACAGCAAUCCUAUUUGGGGUAUUAAUAGAAGCCAUUGGUGUAUCUUGGUUUUAUGGAGUUGACAGAUUCAGUGAAGAUAUCAGGCGAAUGACCGGCUUCAAACCAGGUCUCUACUGGAGGCUCUGCUGGAAGUUUGUUAGCCCAGCCUUUUUACUGUUUGUAGUGAUUGUCAGUAUUGUGAAGUUCAAGCCUUUAACCUAUGAUGGAUAUGUCUUUCCAAACUGGGCUAACCUGGUUGGAUGGGGUAUCGCUGUGUCUUCAAUGUCGCUAGUACCAAUCUACGCCAUUUACAAACUCUUUACAGUCCGUGGCACCUUAAAGGAGAGAAUAGCAUAUUGCAUCAUCCCUGAAAAUGAACAUUAUCUUGUGGAGCAAGGAAAAGUGCAGCAGUUUAAGCUCAAGCACUGGCUUGCAAUAUGAAAACUUUCAGCAGGACUGCAACUCAAGAUGAGAUGCAAUGGAAAUCAACUCCUGGGCCCAGAACACCUUUCCUAUUAGAGUUUCAGAAAAGUCAAAUUCUAUUAACGCUCAUGUCCAGUGCCAUGUCUGGCUGGCUCACCUCCUGAACUUUGGGUAUCAGCACAAGAGAGUUAUUUAUUGUGUAACUCCUUCAAGGGGUUUGACAAAUUACAGCUGUCAACAUAGCAUUAAUUAUUUAAUCUGGAAUAUUACCAUUUCCUUUAUUAGCACCACAGGCACACAUUUGAGAUAACACUUAGAUGUUUGAAAGCAUCCAGCAGUGUUUCCUGGCUAAUUUCUUAUCAGUGCAAAAAUAAAAAUGGCAGGCAGUUUGCAAGAUAUCAUUUGAUAUUGCAAAUUAACAUGUACAUCAGCUCUCUCAAUUUCACAAACAACAG
This is a messenger RNA of Hemiscyllium ocellatum (epaulette shark), 2709 nucleotides long. It is a transcript of the gene slc6a2, whose product is annotated as solute carrier family 6 member 2. Gene Ontology annotation, biological process: dopamine uptake involved in synaptic transmission; sodium ion transmembrane transport. Gene Ontology annotation, molecular function: norepinephrine:sodium symporter activity; neurotransmitter:sodium symporter activity; dopamine:sodium symporter activity. The transcript is spliced from 14 exons. The record is from RefSeq and is a predicted model, not a curated record. Lineage: Eukaryota; Metazoa; Chordata; Chondrichthyes; Orectolobiformes; Hemiscylliidae. Bases 404 to 2272 code for a protein of 622 amino acids. Gene Ontology annotation, cellular component: neuronal cell body membrane; plasma membrane; neuron projection.